AUAACCAACCAAAAAUCAAAGGAUUUUAGAGAGAGAGAGACCACAAAAAAAAUGAACAGACAAGAAGAAGAAGAACCCAGCACCACAGAUAAGAACUGUACCACAAAACAAGAACAAGAGCAAGUCUCUGAUAUGUCAGCAAUACCUGUCGCUAUGGACAAAGUCGCAGCGGCGGCGCUCCGAUCAGUGCUUCAGCGUGUCUCUCAAGCAGCAGAGAAGGCAGGCCGUGGAUCCCAGCAGAUCAGAGUGGUGGCUGUUAGUAAGACCAAACCAGUCUCUCUAAUCAAACAAGUAUACGAUGUGGGUCACCGUUGUUUUGGUGAAAACUAUGCUCAAGAAUUCAUAGAAAAGGCACCCCAGUUGCCAGAGGAUAUAGAGUGGCAUUUCAUUGGGAAUUUGCAGAGUAAUAAAGUGAAACCUUUACUGGCUAGUGUACCAAACCUUGAUAUGGUAGAGAGUGUGGAUGAUGAAAAGAUUGCCAAUCAUCUUGAUCGAGCAGUUGGGAACCUGGGAAGGAAGCCCCUGAAGGUCUUAGUCCAAGUGAAUACCAGUGGUGAAGAAUCAAAAUCUGGUGUUGAGCCCUCAGGUUGUGUGGAACUUGCAAAACAUGUUAUUCAGAGUUGCACAAACCUUCAGUUUUGUGGCCUAAUGACAAUAGGAAUGCUUGACUAUACCUCAACCCCAGAAAACUUCAAGGCAUUGGCAAACUGCAGAAGCGAGGUUUGCAAGGCCCUUGGUAUACCAGAAGAGCAAUGCGAGCUCUCAAUGGGAAUGUCUAAUGACUUUGAGCAAGCUAUUGAAAUGGGGAGCACGAAUGUGAGAAUUGGUUCUACCAUAUUUGGGCCUAGGGAGUAUCCGAAAAAGAAAUGAACACGGUGCCAUUUGCUUCCUUGUUUGUUCAAUCAUAUUCACGCGGCAAAUUAAUGGCAUCUAUCGUUGACCUUUGAUGCAUUGAUUACAAGAAAGCUUAGACAAAUCUAUUUUAAUGUCCUAUAAGUGUGAAUCACGCUGCUUUAUGUAGAUUGAACAGCUGAAUAAUACUCAUCAGUUGCUUGUUCAGUAUGUUGAUCAACUUGCAAAAUGGCUAUACAAACAGUACUCGCAAAGUUCAAAGUUC
Messenger RNA from Populus nigra (black poplar), 1117 nucleotides. RefSeq lists its product as uncharacterized. Gene Ontology annotation, cellular component: intracellular anatomical structure. The transcript has 7 exons. Bases 52 to 870 code for a protein of 272 amino acids. The record is from RefSeq and is a predicted model, not a curated record. Gene Ontology annotation, molecular function: pyridoxal phosphate binding. Lineage: Eukaryota; Viridiplantae; Streptophyta; Magnoliopsida; Malpighiales; Salicaceae.